ACCCUAACAGUACAUUUAAUUUAUCCCCCCCAGGUGAGGAACCGCUAGACAUCUUCUUGACAGACUCCUUGCUGACUCACUGACAAGCCACAAUGAUCACCAGAAGAAGAGGACGCACCAUGAACAGCACGGAGAGCCAGCCUCUGGAGGUCCAAGUGGGAGAUGUGAUGGAAACUGUCGAAGAUCUCCCAAGUCCAUCUGAAGGGUUCCCAGCUGGAGAUAUUGACGCCACAGGAAUAGAGCUAAACGACCUAUUUGGAAUUGAAGACUUAAAAUGGACACUUGAAAGAGACACCGUCUCCUCUCUCUUUGAUAUUGAGUUGGCAGAUCUUGAUAUGUGCAGUGUCAAAGACCAGGAUUCUGAAGUUGAAGCCUCAACGUCUUCGUCCCCAGAGAGAUCAGCAUCUAACUUGAAGAAUAAGAACAGGCAAAACCAGUCGAGUCGCAUGAUCAACAAAAACGCCAUCGCUGCCAGAUUGAAUCGUCUCAGGAAGAAAGAGUAUGUCAACAGCUUGGAGAAGAAAGUCGGCGUCCUGUCGACAGAAAACAACGUGCUCAAACAGGAGAAUUCUCAGCUGACCAAGAGGGUGGAAGAGUUGGAAGACGAGACCAGGUACCUAAGAGCUGUGCUGGCCAAUGAGAGCAUGUUAGCCCAGCUCUUGUCCAGACUGAGCGGUGUGAAUGGGAUGAAAUUAUCUUCCUCGCUUUUCCAGGGGCCUGACUCGAACGACCACGACUACGCUUUACCGAGGAAGCGCGUGAUAGUGGAGGAGAAAGAGACAUCUGGCGGUGUGUGUCUGCACGUGGACAAGAACCACGUCUCUGUGGAGUUCUGCACCAAGUGUGCCGAGAGUGCAAGCGCAACACUCAAAAUGUAGGGUCAAGUACUUACCUCUGUUUUCAGAUUUUGAGACUGAACUUGCUCUGUACUGAACCCCUUGAGGGUGGAUGAACACUGUUGAAUAAGUUAAGAUUACCUAAGAACUGCUGAAUGUGCAUGUGUUUCUGUGUAAUGAUGGAUUGAAAACACGUUACUGCUAAACCUUGUUGACAGUUUCUUCUAGGUAUUGGUUGAUCCUCCAUGCGGGAUGAGUGGCUUUCUGAACACCUUUACCUGCUUGGCUCCAUGUGGAUUCUGCUGGUGGAAGGUGACGAGGCUGGAAUCGCUGCUGCCAACGUGGCCUGGUAUUUUUUUUUUUAAAGGUAGUAUUGGUAACAAAUGGUAUACGUGAUCAAUCCUUCACAACAUCUGUACUUCAUGCAGCAUUUUUGUAUGCUGUACUACAACUGCUCCAUUACUCAGAGUUCCUAGUAGAGGCUUAAUGGUCUCAUUAUCAUGUCCUGUUUAUUGACAUAUUGGAAUGUAUUGUUUAAAUACUUCCAAAGUUAUCUGAUUAAGUGGUGAAAUGGCAGUUUUUUGUGUAACAAAUGUAAAUGUGUAUAUAACUUUGAAUACCUAUUGUUUGAGGCAAAUGGCCUUGAUGUUGGACAAAUAAAUCAUAUUUUCAUUAUG
This is a messenger RNA of Notothenia coriiceps (black rockcod), 1513 nucleotides long. It is a transcript of the gene crebzf, whose product is annotated as CREB/ATF bZIP transcription factor. Gene Ontology annotation, molecular function: RNA polymerase II cis-regulatory region sequence-specific DNA binding; DNA-binding transcription factor activity, RNA polymerase II-specific. The transcript is spliced from 2 exons. NCBI's taxonomy places the organism in Eukaryota, Metazoa, Chordata, Actinopteri, Perciformes, Nototheniidae. Gene Ontology annotation, biological process: regulation of transcription by RNA polymerase II; endoplasmic reticulum unfolded protein response. The record is from RefSeq and is a predicted model, not a curated record. Gene Ontology annotation, cellular component: nucleus. Bases 93 to 878 code for a protein of 261 amino acids.